AUGGGGCCCCCUUCCCGCCCCCGAUCUAGAGAUUCUAGCGGUGCUGGGAAACGACCUGUAAGAGGUUCUAGUCCGAAUAUUGAUUCACGACGUUCAAACCGCAUACCGGCCAGCUCGAGUUUUGCCAAGCCAUCAUCAUCACCUGCCGGCGGCACAUCUUUGAAUACCCCUGACCGGAGGGUGAAAGUCAAGGAGUCUUCGAGUCUAUCUGAAGAUAUCGCUGCCGAGAUAGUGGUCUGGACGGGAGACACUAUGGAUGUGGAUGUGCCCGAGUCACCCACAUCGGCGCCGCCGGAGAUGUUAGACAUUGCUGAUGUGGCAGCUGAGGACAUGAAGAUGGAACCUGGCGUGUCGCCAUCAUCGUCCCCCCUCUCUCAACCUGUGUCGUCUCCCUCGAUGCAGCCUGAAUCUCUUCCCACUGAAGUGCCACCGCCGCUCUCCCUAGAUGUUCCAUCGGCUCCUCAACUUGAUCCAACCACCCCUCUCCAACAUGAUCCUCCGCCACCCACCCCCCCAUUAUCACCUCCGGCACCGGCAUCUGCAGUAGUAAUAUCCCAAACUGUGGAGAAUGAUGUUGCUCCAAAGGCGGAAGGCUCAUCAUCAUCAGUAUCUCCAGCAUCGGAACACUCCGACUUAUCACCCGCCCUAUCCUCGGUGUCUAGUAAAGCCACCACUCCGGUUGAUAACGAAAGCUCCAAGGAGGGCAUGGCACCUCCUGCUGCCCAACCCGCCAGUCAAAUAAAAGACAAGCCGAGGCGGAGAUAUGACGUGCGGCCAAAGGUCUCUAUCCCGCCUGAUCUUCCGCUCUACGAAUACGCCACACAGUGCAUUUCCGGGGCCGAAGCGUCGAGACUAAACCCUUAUGCCCUUCAUCCAGAAGAGUACUCGAUGCUCCGUGAUCAUAUCAGCCAUACACAAGUGACGACGUAUCUGAAUAUCCGUAACGGAAUCCUGAGACUUUGGGUCAGAAAUCCACAGAUCGCUGUCACACGUGAUGAGGCUGUUGGCUGUGCCAAAGACUCGAGGUGGUUUGACGUUGCCAGCCUCAGCUUUGACUGGCUCGUCCGUCGCGGAUAUAUCAACUUUGGGUGUGUUGAAAUCCGGUCGUCACGUAAGCCAGUGCCCGAAGGCCCAUCUACUCGGAGGAAACAAAAGACGAUUGUCGUCAUCGGCGCGGGGAUGUCCGGGCUUGGCUGCGCAAGACAGCUGGAAGGCCUGUUCAAGCAGUACUCGAGGAAGUUUCGCGAGAUGGGUGAGGAACCUCCACGGGUUGUCGUCCUGGAAGGGAGAAGCCGUGUUGGCGGGAGAGUGUAUUCCCGUGCUUUCACCACAAAACCAAAACAGGUCCCACCUCAUUUUGAAGGCAAGAGAUAUACUGCAGAGAUGGGAGGCAUGAUUAUCACGGGCUUUGAUAGGGGCAAUCCCAUCAACAUCCUUCUCAGAGGCCAGCUGGGCCUUGACUAUCACAGGCUGAACCCCGACAUGACCAUUUUCGAUUCGAACGGCAAGCCUGUCGAUUUUGUACGGGACCAGAUGGUGGAGAAGCUCUACAACGACUGUCUGGAGCGGGUCAGCGAGUACAAGUUUCAACAGCCGACGUCGAAACUGAUCGAGGGCAACCGCGACUUGAUAGACGAGGGGAGGGAUAGUUCGGCGGAAACGCACAGGACGAUUCGGCAAGCUGAAGAGGCGGCUGCUGCGCAACCGUAUGCGGCGCCUGUGUCGGAACAAAACAUGGCGCCGCAGGUUCACCUGGUACCCGUAUCGUCGGAUCGCGCCACUGGGAAGGUUCACACCGAACCAGGAACCCCAGGGGCUCAGAAAGCGGCGCAUAGGGUGAGGGAUAUCGGUUGGCCGCUCAAGCAUGGCGUCAGCGACGAUGCUGAUCUCGAGAUUGAUUCUCUUACCAAAGAACCCAAUGCCACGCUCGGCAGCGUCAUCGACAAUAUCAUUCCGCAAUACAGAGAUCUGGUAGACUUCACGGCGCAGGAUUUCAGGCUCAUGAACUGGCACGUUGCCAAUCUUGAGUACAGCAAUGCCACCAACUACAACCAGAUGAGCCUUCGGGGGUGGGACAUUGACGCGGGAAACGAGUGGGAAGGGGCCCAUACGAUGGUUGUUGGGGGGUAUCAGAGCGUGCCUAGAGGUCUUGCGAUGCUUCCUACGCCAUUGAACCUGAAGCAAAAGUCGCCAGUCCAAAAGAUUACAUACAGUCCUGACAACACGGGUAAAGCCACUGUUGAGUGUGAAGAUGGUUACAAGGUGGAGGCAGACUACGUUGUCAACACUAUCCCGCUCGGUGUGCUCAAGCACGGUAACGUGCAGUUUGACCCGCCGCUGCCGUCUUGGAAGGCCGACGCCAUCAGCCGCCUAGGUUUUGGCGUGCUGAACAAGGUCAUUCUUGUGUACAGAGAGGCGUUCUGGAACGAGAACCGCGACAUUUUUGGUGUAUUGCGGAUGCCAUCCAGCCGGCAUAGUCUGGAACAGAAGGAUUACUCCUCGCAGCGAGGUCGCUUCUUUCAGUGGUUCAACAUCUCCAAGCCGAGCGGGCUGCCUGUUUUGCUCGCGCUCAUGGCUGGCGACGCUGGGUAUGACACGGAGCAGAGCUGCAACGACGACCUUGUGGCGGAAGCGACAGAGGUUCUUCGCAGUGUUUACGGUUCUAGGGUACCCAAACAACCUGUCGAGGCGGUCGUGACCCGGUGGGCGUCUGACAAGUUUGCCCGCGGGAGUUACUCAUCGGCGGGGCCAAACAUGGAGGCGGAUGACUAUGACACCAUGGCGAGGCCGAUUGGGAAUUUGUAUUUUGCGGGCGAGCACACCAGCGGGACGCACCCUGCCACUGUUCACGGUGCUUAUCUGUCGGGACUCCGCGCGGCGUCGGAAGUGCUGGAUGCCAUGCUCGGGCCGAUUGAGAUUCCUACCCCGCUCAUUGUCCCCAAGGACCACUUGUCCCUUAAGCGCAAAGCGUCGGGGGUUAAUCAGAAGGACGGCUCUCUUGAGGCUCGGCUGAGGCAGUACGAGAUUGACAUGUGGGAUCACAUUGUCUCGCUGAUUGACAGGCGGCCUGCGAUGCCGGCCAAGCCGGCGAGCAACGCGUACAUCUUUUUCAGCAAGUCCAACUACGACAGGGCGAGGAGGAAGCUGGAGGAGGGGAGGCGGCCGGGCAAGGGGAAGCCCUCUGCUAACGAGGUGAGGGUGAUGAGCGCAAAGAUGUGGAAGGAGACGACUGAGGAGGAGAAGAGGCCGUUUGUGGAGAUGGUGGAGGAGCAGAAGAGGGCGUAUGCGGAAAGGAUGGAGGAGUGGAAGAAAUUGGGGGAGGAGUGGGAUGGGAAGGCUACCGAGUUGAGGUUGAAGUAUGAGAGGGAGCAUCCGGUUCCGAAGGCGGAGGAGGUUGGGGAGAAUAAUAAGAGGAGGAAGGCGGCGGCGGGCGUGGAGAGCUAUGCUGAGGAUGAGGAGGAGGAGGAGGAGGAGGAGGAGGAGGAGGGGGAGGGGGAGGGGGAGGAUGUGGUUAGGGAGGGGUAGGGGGAAGCAGUGAAGAAGCGGUGACUAUUCUCAUCUGAUGGCGUUUUGCUUUUAUCAUUUGGUGUUGGUGUUUUUUGGAGGCGUUGGUGUUGAGGGAAGGGGGUUUAAAAGGGUUGGGUGGACAUUUAAUUUUUGUGUCUCUACAUUUUUUGUCUUUUCUGUCCUGUUUGAGGUGGUGGUGCUGGUGAGUGGGCGCAGUAGGAUUGACUUUGUGCAGUAGAUGGACUAGGGAACAACCUGAAACGUAUAUAUACUGUAGCUUUUGGGUCGGGAAUAAGAGUACUAGCGUAAUUUGACCGAUACUUGAAGAC
Podospora bellae-mahoneyi is the source of this 3836-nucleotide messenger RNA. RefSeq lists its product as uncharacterized. Lineage: Eukaryota; Fungi; Ascomycota; Sordariomycetes; Sordariales; Podosporaceae. Gene Ontology annotation, molecular function: flavin adenine dinucleotide binding; chromatin binding; transcription factor binding. Gene Ontology annotation, biological process: positive regulation of transcription by RNA polymerase II; negative regulation of transcription by RNA polymerase II. The coding region runs from base 1 to 3525 and encodes 1174 amino acids. The transcript is spliced from 2 exons. The record is from RefSeq and is a predicted model, not a curated record.